AUGAAGUCGCACCCAUGGGCAUCACGCUCAGCGUCGACACUUUUGAUCUCUUGCGACCUGGAAUCGUCCUUGCUGUACGUGUUUCAUUUUACUCUGCUGUCUAUCCUCCCCCCUUCCCCACAUGCUUCUGUCUCAUUUGUACGCAUGCGUCACACGAUCACACUAAGGCAGCCGAUACCGCCGUUCACUGUUCCUCAUGACCAAUCACCCCCGCAUCACACUAAUCUGAUACUAACUUGUUUUACUGUACAGGUCGGAUGUGCUGUCGUAGGCAUUGUCUCAUUAGCAGCUCUCAGCCUCUUGCUCUUCGACAUGUUCAAAGGCCGAGGCAGCUCCAAUCUCACCGCUACAUCCUCCAAACUCCCCAUCUCGACACGCACGCUCGGUUUACAAUGGAUGGCACUCGGCUUUAUGACCGUCUGGAUCCUCGCGUGUAAUAUCGCAGUGACGUAUAUCGCCGUGAACAAUGAGGCCAAGACGACUGCGUAUUUGGGAGGUAGACAGUUAUCUCAGGCUCUUGUGGAAGCGAGGGAGAGACAGUUGGGUGUCAACCCGGCUUAUUGGUCCAACGACUAUG
Molecule: messenger RNA, 577 nt
Organism: Acaulospora colombiana
Lineage: Eukaryota; Fungi; Glomeromycota; Glomeromycetes; Diversisporales; Acaulosporaceae
Source: the annotation of a GenBank genome assembly